Nycticebus coucang (slow loris) is the source of this 3826-nucleotide messenger RNA. RefSeq names its product kinesin family member C3 (gene KIFC3). Gene Ontology annotation, biological process: microtubule-based movement. The transcript has 23 exons. Bases 217 to 3096 code for a protein of 959 amino acids. Gene Ontology annotation, molecular function: ATP binding; microtubule motor activity; microtubule binding. NCBI's taxonomy places the organism in Eukaryota, Metazoa, Chordata, Mammalia, Primates, Lorisidae. The record is from RefSeq and is a predicted model, not a curated record.
GUUGCCAUGGGAACGCGCCGCGGCCCGAGUUAAUCAUUUCCUGUGGAAAGUGUGCGGGAGGGGGGAAGCGGUCGGGCCGAGGAGGCGGCGGCAGCUUGGAGCUGCCUCCCGCCGGCGGGCCGGGCCGGGUGCUGCCGGGCGCUGCGGCGACGCUGGGAUCCUGCCUCGGCUAGGCGGGCUGCCCGGCGCCCAGAGGAGGCUGCUGAGCCCCGGGCCAUGGUCCCCUCUCGCAGGACGUGGAACCUGGGAGCCACGCCCUCGCUGCGGGGCCUGUGGAGAGUGGGCCGGGCCCGUGAGCCCGCGCCGGGGAUGGCUCGCCCCGCCCCAGCCCCAGCCCCAGCCAGCCCGGCCGCCCGCCCUUUCCCACACACCGGCCCGGGGAGGUUGAGAACUGGGCGUGGAAAAGACACCCUGGUCUGUGGUGACGAGGACUCCAGUGCCCGGAGCGCAGUUCGCCCAGCUCUAGCCCAGUGCCGAGCACUUAGUGUGGACUGGACUGGCCCCGGGAGCCCUCGCGGGCUCUACCUGACCGUGCAGCAGGCCCUGCAGGACAAGGGGUGCAAGAACAAGAGUCAGGGGACGAAAGAAGAGAAGCUCCUGAAGAGGCAGGCGCCGGCCCCCAGGCGGGACCGGGAGGCCCAGGAAGCUGGUGACACCAUGAAUGUGGAGAAAACAGGUGGGAGGCUCUUUGGCAGCGGGAGGUGCUCGAGCCUGUCGGGGCCGCCAGGUGCGGCCCCCAUGGUGCAUAGGAUGGUCGAAGCCAUCUCCCAGCUUCAGGAGGAGAAAGCCCAGCUUCAAGAGGAGCUGGCAAUCCUACAAGAGCGGCUGGCCCUCCGCGACAGUGACCAGCAAGCCACAUCCACCCAGCUGCAGAACCAGGUGGAAAGCCUGAAGGAGAAGCUCAUCAGCCAGGCCCAGGAAGUGAGUCGUCUCCGAUCAGAGCUGGGGGGCACUGACUUAGAGAAGCACCGGGACCUGCUGAUGGUGGAGAAUGAGCGGCUGAGGGAGGAGAUGCGGCGCUGCGAGGCCGAGCUACAGGAGCUGCGGGCGACGCCAGUGGCCCCUUGCCCGGGCUGUGAGCACAGCCAGGAGAGUGCCCAGCUCCGCGACAAGCUGUCCCAGCUGCAACUGGAGGUGGCAGAGAACAAAGGCAUGCUGUCAGAGCUGAACCUGGAGGUGCAGCAGAAGACUGACCGGCUGGCAGAGGUCGAGCUGCGGCUCAAGGACUGCCUGGCUGAGAAGGCGCAGGAGGAGGAGCGGCUCAGCCGGCGCCUGCGCGACAGCCAUGAGACUAUUGCCAGCCUGCGGGCCCAGUCCCCACCUGUCAAGUAUGUCAUCAAGACGGUGGAGGUGGAGUCACCCAAGACGAAGCAGGCCCUCAGUGAGUCCCAGACCCGGAACCAGCACCUGCAGGAGCAGGUGGCCAUGCAGAGGCAGGUGCUGAAGGAGAUGGAGCAGCAGCUGCAGAGCUCACAUCAGCUGACCAUGCAGCUCCGGGCACAGGUCUCUGUUUCCUCAUCUAUAAUGCGACCUGGUUCUGGACCCCAUUUCACAAUUGCCAUGUAUGAGUCAGAGCUGGAGCGGGCACAUGGGCAGAUGCUGGAGGAGAUGCAGUCGCUGGAAGAGGAUAAGAACCGAGCCAUCGAGGAGGCCUUUGCCAGAGCCCAGGUGGAGAUGAAGGCCGUGCAUGAGAACCUGGCAGGUGUCCGGGCCAACCUGCUGACGCUGCAGCCGGCACUGCGGACCCUCACUCACGACUACAACGGGCUCAAGCGGCAGGUGCGCAGCUUCCCGUUGCUUUUGCAGGAGGCCCUCAGGAGCGUCAAGGCAGAGAUAGGCCAGGCCAUCGAGGAGGUCAACAGCAAUAACCAGGAGCUGCUGCGCAAGUACCGCCGGGAGCUGCAGCUGCGCAAGAAGUGCCACAAUGAGCUCGUGCGGCUGAAAGGGAACAUCCGAGUGAUUGCUCGUGUCCGGCCAGUCACCAAAGAAGACGGGGAAGGACCCGAGGCAACCAAUGCUGUGACCUUUGAUCCCGAUGACGACUCCAUCAUCCAUCUGCUGCAUAAGGGCAAGCCUGUGUCCUUUGAGUUGGACAAGGUCUUCUCCCCAUGGGCAUCACAGCAGGAUGUGUUCCAGGAGGUACAAGCCCUGAUCACCUCCUGCAUUGAUGGCUUCAACGUCUGCAUCUUUGCCUACGGACAGACAGGUGCUGGCAAGACGUACACGAUGGAGGGGACCCCUGAGAACCCUGGCAUCAACCAGCGGGCCCUGCAGCUGCUCUUCUCGGAGGUGCAGGAGAAGGCGUCCGACUGGGAAUACACCAUCACUGUCAGUGGGGCAGAGAUCUACAAUGAAGUCCUCAGGGACCUGCUGGGGAAAGAGCCACAGGAGAAACUAGAGAUUCGGCUGUGCCCAGAUGGAAGUGGGCAGCUGUACGUGCCAGGGCUGACAGAGUUCCGGGUGCAGAGUGUGGAUGAUAUCAACAAGGUGUUUGAGUUCGGCCAUACCAACCGCACUACGGAGUUCACCAACCUGAAUGAGCACAGCUCCCGCUCGCACGCACUGCUCAUUGUGACCGUGCGUGGUGUGGACUGCAGCACAGGCCUCCGCACCACGGGGAAGCUGAACCUGGUGGACUUGGCGGGUUCGGAGCGUGUGGGCAAGUCUGGGGCUGAGGGCAGCCGCCUGCGAGAGGCUCAACACAUCAACAAGUCGCUGUCGGCCCUGGGGGAUGUUAUCGCUGCCCUGCGCUCCCGCCAGGGCCAUGUGCCCUUCCGCAACUCCAAGCUCACCUACCUGCUGCAGGACUCACUCAGUGGUGACAGCAAGACCCUCAUGGUGGUACAGGUGUCCCCCGUGGAGAAGAACACCAGCGAGACGCUUUAUUCCCUCAAGUUUGCCGAGAGGGUGCGCUCUGUGGAGCUGGGCCCUGGGCCACGCCGGGCAGAGCUGGGGUCCUGGUCAAGCCAGGAGCAUCUAGAGUGGGAGCCAGCUUGCCAGACGCCACAGCCUUCAGCACGAGCCCAUUCAGCCCCCAGCUCUGGGCCCACAAGCCGUCCUGGCUCCAUCCGUAGGAAGCUGCAGCCCUCUGCCUGACGGCUAGGGCUGCAGAGUCUCUAGGGAAGUCGAGGCCGGUGCCUGUGUGAUGGACAAGCCUGCCUAUGGGUCAGGAGCUGCUCCCUGAGGCCUGCUGCUCUUGCAGCGCCAGGACCCCGAGAAGUGGGGGCCACGGUGGAGGCUCGUCUUCUGUCCUGUCUCCCCUCAGAUGAGAAACACGUUCAGAAGGAAAAGUGGCUCUUGGCUGUGGCUCUGGUACAGAUAGCGUGGGCUGGAAGGGCAGGCCUGGGCCACCAGAAAGCUGGGCCCCCAGGGUGGGGGGCAGGAGUAAGUGGGAAGUGGGCCUCUCACCUGGGCUGGGGAUGGUGGAGAACCUUACCCAGGCUGGCCCAACUCCCCUCCCCAGCUGGCAUGGCCAGUUUCCUUAGGGUGGACUGAGGAACCACAGGCAGGUUGGUUGCACCAAGGGCAGCCCUGCCUGCCACCGUCCCCCAAGGAGGGGAUCCCACAGCUGGGUGUGUACAUAGUGUUCCUAGGUGUACAUAGAGCGUGGCCCUCCGGCAUGGGCUGAGCUGUAUUUAUGGCUGGCAGGAGGCCAGCGGGCAGGGUUCUGUGGCCCCCUUCUCUGCUGGGCACCAGGCUCUCCUUGCUCACUGGUCUCUUGACAGUUUCCUCCCUCUGAAAUCCUAUUUAAGAACUUUUGGAAACUUAGCCAUUUUUACUUAUUAAAAUAAAAGCCUUUUUACACAAGUAUAGUCUGGGUCUGUGA